This is a messenger RNA of Punica granatum (pomegranate), 2712 nucleotides long. NCBI's taxonomy places the organism in Eukaryota, Viridiplantae, Streptophyta, Magnoliopsida, Myrtales, Lythraceae. The record is from RefSeq and is a predicted model, not a curated record.
UCACUCUCUCUCUCUCCGUCUCUCUCACGCACGAUGAGUGAGAUUAUUUCCUUCUAUCAGUUCUCUAUUCCCCAACCCUGCGAUCCGAGAAAAUGGAUCCCAACCCGAACAGGGCCGAGGCGGAGCGCCUCCUCGAGAUGGCCGGGAAGCUCCUCGAGGGCCGCGACCUCACCGGCGCCAGGGAAUUCGCCACCCUCGCCCAGGAGACCGACCCCUUGAUUGACGGCUCCGACCAGAUCCUGGCUGUGGCGGAAGUCCUCCUCGCCUCCGAGAAGCGCGUCAACGGCUACUACGACUGGUACGGUGUCCUCCAGAUUGCCGGCGGAUCGGACGAUCAGGAGCUUAUCAAGCAGCAAUACCGCCGUUUGGCCAUCCUCCUCCGCCCGGACAAGAACAGGUCACCCUACGCCGAUCAGGCCUUCCAGUUGGUCAACGAGGCCUGGGCCGUCCUAUCCAAUCCGGAUCAGAAGACCGUCUACGAUAGGGAGCUCAGGGUUUUCUCCAAGGUCGACCUGCCGGAGAGCAACAGCGGUCAGCCGGCGGGGAAGAAAUUGCCCGUAAAGCGGGGCAGGCCGCCCGCCGCCCCCCGGGAGGCGGCUCUGGAUCGGGGGGAGAAGCUAUCGAGCUUCUGGACGGGGUGCCCCUACUGCUGCAGGCUGUACGAGUACCCGAGGCUGUACGAGGACUGCUGCAUGAGGUGUCAGAGCUGUCAGAGGGCCUUCCAGGCUGUCCGGCUGCCCUCCCUGCCUCCGCUCAUCCCGGGGAAGGACGCCUACCUCUGCCCGUGGGGCGGUUUACCCUUCGUAGCCAUGCUUGGAACUGGUGGCACCUCGGAAGGGUUCCCGCUUUGGCCGCCACCCCAACCGCCACUUCCUUUCCCGGGGUACGGGCAGCAGACCGUAAAUCCACCCCCACCCGCACCUACGCCUCCUAUGGUAGUGGUGGGGCCAGCAGGGGGCAAUGUUGGGGGCGUGGUUCCGGCCGGUGAGGUAGCUAGAGAGAGUGUAGCGCAAAGGAAGAGGGGACGGCCCCGGAAGAAUCCGGUGUGAUAAGGGAGUUAGUCAUUGUUCAUUGGAGAUGGACUUCCACGAUCAAAUGGUUUAUGGUCGAGAAAAUCAGUCGACUGUUUUCCACGGCAAUAAUUGCUCGGGGAUCGCGGACGGUUCGGAUUUACGACAACAAGAGGUAAUUGUAAAGGGCUGAAGCCCAAAAUUUUGCUGAGAUUGGAGAAGGCGAACAGAAUUCGAAAAUUUUACUGUAAAAAGUGUAGGAUUUAUAGUUGGUUGGAGGAAUAUGUGUUUGUUGAGUUGUUUGUUUGUAGAAUUCAGGUGUGUCCUGUCCUGUCCUUGUUAACUGACAUCCUCAUUGGGAUUGUGAAUUAGACAGUUAAGACUGCAGUGUGUGGCAAACAGUAAUUAGUCAAAUAGCAAUCUAUACUGAUGAUACAGGCUUUACGCUUCAUGUGGACUUCUUUCUUGAUAAAUAAAAGGAGUCGGGGGUGAUCAGCAUAGGAUGAGUUUCAGUUCAUGAGGAUUUUAGUCGUGGCCCUUCUUCUUGAAGGUGUCAACAAAUUUGCUUCAGCCUUCAGGUCACUUAGGCUGAAAAUUCGAGUGUCAGCAGCAGACGCUUAAAGCACCCUCUGGUAUGCACCCUGCAACGAGUUUUGCUCCUUGUCUCCCAUUAAGUAUCAGUUUGGGCAUUAUCGUUUACUCAGUAUUGUUUUAGCCAUUGAGGAAUCUAAAAUAAGUUUGUUUUGCCCAUAAUGAAACCGUUAAUUUGAACGUUAAAUAGUCGCAUUAUUCUUUUUCGGUAAUAACAGGUUGCCCUAUGAUUCUCUGCUGCCAUUUUAUUGCUGGUUCUUUUCUAUUCCGGAGUCACGUAUAAUUUGAAAUAAGCAAGUAAGCCUUGCGACCCUUUAUAUUUGUUGGAAUCUUUGUCGUUUCUGUCAAUUGUCUUUUUUAUUGAAUUAAGGACUUAGGUUUGAAGGAAAAAAAUAAAUGAGACUGCGUGUUGAUUGUUUAUAUGUUGAUAGAAUACGAAAAAGUUACGAACUUGGGGGCCAGUUCACUUCUUAUAGUUGUCUAAAGGGACAUUUCUUAGCUUUGAACCAAAGGUAGAAGUUAUUAGGAUCUUAAUGAAAACAAAUAAAUUGAUCGGUUAACCUUUAUUUAGUGUGUGUGUGUGUGUGUGUGUGUGUGUGUGUGUGUGUGUAUACACAUAUAUACAUAACACGGUAACGCAAAUAAUUUUUGGACACUUUAUAAAUUGCAGUAUGGGUCUUAGGAAUUUUCUUGCAUUUGUUUUAGCAUCUGCUUUUAGAAUAGUUAAAAUGAAACUUUGUACUUUGCGUAAUCAGUUAACUGUACGUAUAUAUCAAUUAUUCCACUGCACAGGUGAAACCUUAAAACCCUUCUUUGGAGGAAAUACUACCAUGUAGUCUUUCUCUUCCGAUGAGUAUGAUCAUGAAGGUGAAAGUGGGCAAGAUAUGAUGGUCGUUGUUGUGGAUGCAACAAUCGCUCCGUCAACUGUGUAAGACCACUAUUGGUUUGAACCAGAUUUGACAUGAAUAUGAAAAGCAUUGCGUUGCUAGUUAGAAACGCACGUACCAAAUGUAACAUUAAUGCAUACCACACUCACUAUUCUUCACAUUGAUUGACAACAUAAAUAUUAUAUCAUGUUACUUAUUUUCAAUAAUAUUCAUACGUUUUCUUA